CCCCGCCGCGCCGAACCCGUACGCCGGCCCGCCGCCGGCCCGGCAGCUCAUCUCGCUGGGGCUACUGCAGAUCGCCCUGGGCUGCUCUGUCCUCCUGUUGGGCUUCGAGGUGCUGUCGCUAAGCACCGUCCCGCAGGUGAAUAACACCUGCCUGUUCUGGGCCGGCUCCUCGGUAAUUUUAUCUGGAAUUUUAGGCUUAACAGUAAGGAAGAGGCCAAUGAUAGCUCUGGCUAACUUAUUUGUUCUGAUGAAUAUUGUUUGUGUUCUACUGAACCUGGUUGUAUUUAUCAUGGGAUGUCAAGGCAUUCAAUUUGCGUCCAGUUUACCAAGAUGCAAUUUGGUGGGUAUGGGUGAAAACAAGAUCUGUUUCUGCUGUGAAGAAUUUAAUCUUGCUAAAUGCACAGAAAAGACUGUACUGAAGCUGUACCAUGUGAAGUCAUGCAACGCUUCUCACCUUCUUCUCAAGAGAGUUCUCCUUGCUCUUUGUGCCAUGAGUGCUCUCACCACCGCAAUCUGCUUGGUAGUGGCUGUCCUGCAUUGCUUACAGAUUUUUGCAGCAAGAAGAUCCUGCAUAAAUGAAUCUCUGCUUGAAGGCCAAGGUCACACUUUGGAUCCUGAUGAUUCUGCUUCACCUGUGCUGCCUCCCUCCUAUUCUGCAGCUGUUCAUUCCUCUACUCCACAAGCAAGUGGCAGGAUGCUUGGCUUAAAUAUGGUUCCACUGUCCCAUAUUUCUGGAGCACGAAUCAAAGGCAUUGAAGUGUUCUGCUUUCUGGACCCACCUCCUCCUUAUGAAGCUGGGAGAAGUUCUGAGCAGGAAGAUGGACAGCAAGUAAGUGGUGCAGAAGUUGCUGAUUUGGGGGAAGUAAGUGACAGAGAGGCUUCUCAAGGUGAAGAAAUUCCGGAGCCUUCCAGCAGAGAGAGCCUUUCACCUUCAAAUGCAAGCCUGGUGGCUGCAGAAGUAGCAUCCAGGAGAGCCUUCAAUCCCUUGCGGAAACGGUCUAAAAGUGACCCUGUGCUGCACUGCCGACUGCAUCAAGCGGCAGUGCUUGACUAUGAAGCUGCAAUGCAGAGUGAAGUAAAACCACAACUCUGGCCUGCCACCUUGCAGAAGCGUUUGAGAGUAAGAGCUUUGAGGGUGGUGACACCAGCCCAGCAAGCCAUGUCAUUGAGUGGCCAUGUGUUACCUUUCAGUUGUCAUUCUGGAUUGCUGCACCUGGAGGGCUGUGGUGACCUGAGUACUUUCACCACAGGUGAAGAUUAGGUAGUAGAGAGGCGGAUCCAGAGAGCAGAGCACGAGCAGCCUCUUAGUCUUACCCAGGUUUCCAGAGAAAUAUUAUUUGAGCAGGUUUCUAUCUUUCUUUGAGCUGGUUUCUAUUUAUUCCUCAUUAGAGCACUCUGUCAGACAUAUAUCUGCACAGGAAAAUUAUCUCUGACCAGUGGGUGAAAGAGUGUGCCAAUAACUUUUUUUUUUAAUACCCUCCUACUGAGACUAGUAAGGGAAGCUUGUUCAACAAAAUGUAUUAAGGAGAUUGCAAGCUGACAGGUUUUGGCUGCUCAGGUGCAGCUAGUGUGCUUGUGACAUGCUACUGUCUUGCCCUUUUGCUGUACCUCUCUAGUCUAUCACCACUUAGGACAGAUUUGCUUUUUUCCUCAACUUACAAGAGAGACAGCAGAAUGAAUCUAUGCCUUGGUUUACUGGGGCAAGGCAAGGACAGUUAAUGCAUGUGUGCACUUUGUAUCUCAUUGGAGAACACAUCCAGUGUCAAUGCCUGUGCUCAUCUGGUGUGUGUCACUGUAGCUCCACAGGUUUAUAUAUUUAUUUAACUUUUUUCCCUGGCAUAUAGCAAUUUACUUCCUAGUAGAGGUGCUUGUUAUGUGCCAGCUGACAUCCACACUGGAAGCAUGUAUGAAGCCAUCUCACAUCCCCUGCAGACGUGCAGGUGACUGCCUAACAUUGUUUUGCCAAUCUUAACCACCAGGCUACAGCAACCUGGAGCUGACACCCUCUGGCUGGUAAACAAAUGCAUAUGCCGGGUGGCUCAAGCUGUUGACUGCAGAUAGUUUGUUACGCUCUGCUGUGUCUGUAUGCUGCUAAUGCGGAAUACACUAAGUAGUUCCAGAGGCUGGGAUCAGGCACACAAAUUUGAUUUGCAAGGUUUGUUGUAGCCUUCUGUGUCUCAGCAGGAUGGUUAAAUAUUUAUGCCACUAUUUUAAUAAUAAAGUUUCACUUAAAAAUUAUUAAACGGCUUUCCCACUGAAGGCAAAAAAGCUUUGAGUUUAAUUAAGCUUGUUCAGAAGUUGAAACUGUGCAUUAUGACUUGACUCA
This is a messenger RNA of Phalacrocorax carbo (great cormorant), 2326 nucleotides long. The record is from RefSeq and is a predicted model, not a curated record. NCBI's taxonomy places the organism in Eukaryota, Metazoa, Chordata, Aves, Suliformes, Phalacrocoracidae.